This is a messenger RNA of Oppiella nova, 535 nucleotides long. Lineage: Eukaryota; Metazoa; Arthropoda; Arachnida; Sarcoptiformes; Oppiidae. The record is from the annotation of a GenBank genome assembly.
GCUCAAAGCGGUCGCCACCCGACCCACGGAUCCCAACCCCGACGAGAUGACAGACCUCGAGGAGUUGGAACAGUUCGCCAAGACUUUCAAACAGCGACGGAUCAAAUUAGUACCCAAAACUCAAUUAGCACUCAAAACCCUUUCUUUUAUCUCCCGUUCCCUGCGGACACACAUAGGCUUCACUCAGGGAGACGUAGGCCUAGCGAUGGGUAAACUAUACGGCAAUGACUUCAGUCAGACCACGAUAUCCCGCUUCGAGGCGUUGAACCUAUCGUUCAAAAACAUGUGUAAAUUGAAACCAUUGCUCCAGAGGUGGCUCGAGGACGCCGACGCCUCCCUCAACAACCCCACGGCGCUGUCCAGCAGUCACUCGACCCCGGAGUCCAUCAGCGGUCGGCGGCGUAAGAAACGCACGUCCAUUGAGACGACAGUCCGCGUAUCCCUUGAGCGGGCGUUCCUCCAGAACCCCAAACCCACGUCCGAAGAGAUCAGUCUCCUGUCGGACAACCUGAUGAUGGAGAAGGAGGUGGUGAGG